This is a messenger RNA of Aspergillus terreus NIH2624, 360 nucleotides long. RefSeq lists its product as uncharacterized. The record is from RefSeq and is a predicted model, not a curated record. Bases 1 to 360 code for a protein of 119 amino acids. Lineage: Eukaryota; Fungi; Ascomycota; Eurotiomycetes; Eurotiales; Aspergillaceae. The transcript has 2 exons.
AUGAGCGUGCUCAAGAAACGCGAGUCUCAGUCGCUUUCCGGCUACGGCGCUCAGGUCGCCGCCGCGCUGGACAACCUGGAAAACAACCUCGCUGCGUACGGCGCACACGAACUCGACCGGUUACAACGGGCCCGCCAUCUCGUCGAGCAAACAGGCCUUCGCGGGUAUAAGAAGAGGGCGGAAAUCAUCAACUUGAUGCGGUUCACGUACCAGAAAAGCAUUGAUGAUGAGUGGUUGCAUUACCGGACGAACAGGAAGCUCGAGAAGUGGUAUGGUGGUCAUGGUCCCGAUGGAGAGAACUUGGCUAACUAUGUCCACUGCUUGCCUCCAGAAUUUCUAUCUCAGUUCUCCCUGAUAUGA